Molecule: messenger RNA, 972 nt
Organism: Aspergillus wentii DTO 134E9
Lineage: Eukaryota; Fungi; Ascomycota; Eurotiomycetes; Eurotiales; Aspergillaceae
Exons: 1
Source: RefSeq, a predicted model, not a curated record
AGUCUCGGAUGUCUGGCUCAAUUCCCAUACGAGAUCCGCGAACAAAUCUGGCUACAGUUCAUCCCCGACGGCCAGGAUACCGUGCUUUUACGCACCCCAAAGACAGAUCUGCGCAUCCUCCGCGCUAGUAAAAGCAUCCACGACGAGAUAUCGCUGUUGCUGUACCGACGGUCCUGUCUGGAAUUCGACGUCUCCGCGAUCUACUACCAAAGGAAGGAACGAUGGACCACUGUCUACUUAAGGCGGGGCCGACAGGAGCGAGCACAACUGGAGGAGCCACAAGCUACGUGGAUUCUUCGAAACAAAGAAGACGCGAGAACACGGGGCUUUGAUAAUCUUCCCUUCCACAGAAUCGAUCGUGUGGUUGCGAAUCUCUUCGCGCCCGACCCUAAAGACGCAGGCAAGCUAUUCUGUCUCUGGCAGAGAGUGCGUGCCCUAGUCGAACUGCUGAAGGGCGCGGAAAAGAUUCGAAAUUUGACCAUCCGACUGUGCAAACGCGACGGCCAGGAUUGGUUCGACAGAGAUCGCGGAAUGAAUCACAGUAUGAGGCUGCUACGAGGAGAAACCCACUGUGACCAUGACGUGGCGGUGUUACCGUUCUGCACACUACAGAAUGUCGAAAACAUCACGGUUGAAGCUCACUCGGCGGAACUGGAGCAAAGGAUGAACUGGCGAGUGAUCAACGUGGGAAAAAUCCAGGAGAGCGAGGCCCGGCUUGCUGUAUCUCGACGCGUGGGGUUUGAGUAUAUGUGGCUGCAUGCGGAUUUGUGGAAAUAUGCGCCUGGGCGGACGGCGAGGCUUAUGCGGUGGGAUUUUCUCCGGCAGUGGUUUCUGCAGAAAUGCAACGGGGAGUCUGAGUUUGAAGAGCGGACUCGGGGGGUCUUGGAUGAGUUUCCGGAGCUACAUCAUAGGCGCCCUAGAGAUAUGAUGGUGAUUUCGAGUAUGAUUUACGAUAUGGUGUGUUUAUAUUAC